CUUCUUCUUCUUCUUCUUCUUCUUCUUAGUUAGUUAUUAAUUAACUAUUAACUACCUAGGUUGUCUCUUCUAUUGCCCGCGAGAGCUUUACCCCUCCCCGAGGUCAGCUUAACUUGUUCUUGCUACUCGCAUCAUCUCACCUCUCUAUUUCUCUGCCUAGGAUUCCUUGAUCAGUUUAUUUAUUUAUUUAUUUAUUUUUCUUCCUCGCGUCCAUAUUCGUUCUAUAGGAGUCCAUCUGUCCUCUCUUCCAGCCCACUCAUUCGCCAUCUGUCCGCCCUCCUCCCCUCCUCCUCCUCCUCCUCCUCUUCCAACCAUGACGCCGCCAGCUAUCAUUGCUCCGUCCAUUCUAUCGGCAGAUUUUGCCGCCCUUGGGUCAGCAUGUUCAGAUGUGAUGGACUGGGGAGGUGAUUGGAUUCAUGUGGAUAUCAUGGAUGGCCAUUUCGUCCCCAAUAUCACUUUUGGCCCGCCCGUUGUAACCAAAAUCCGGAAACAUGUAGCCGAGCCUAAUAAACACUGUGAGAAAGGUACCUUUGAUUGCCAUAUGAUGAUUGCAGAGCCACAGAAAUGGGUGAAAGAGUUCAAGAAAGCAGGUUGCAACUUAUACUGUUUCCAUUAUGAAGCAGCCGUCGCGUCAACCGCCGCGAAAGACCCAAUGGAUAACUCCACAACGCGCCGCACCAGUCCCACCGAGCUUAUUCGGUAUAUCCAUGAUUGCGGUAUGCGAGCUGGUAUAGCUAUCAAGCCAGAGACGGACGUUGAUGUGUUGUGGGAUAUACUUGAUCAGAAAGAUGAAUUGGACACACCUGAUAUGGUUCUCAUCAUGACCGUGAGACCCGGAUUUGGCGGACAAAAGUUCAUGGAGUCUCAAUUGGAGAAGGUCAGGGCGCUACGAGCACGGUAUCCCAAGAUUAACAUUCAAGUCGACGGGGGUCUGGGAGAGGACACCGUGAAACUAGCGGCGGACGCUGGGGCCAACGUGAUUGUUGCUGGGUCGGCUGUAUUUCAUGCACAGAAUCCUGGGCAUGUAAUUAAAUUACUAAGGAAUGCGGUUGAGGAUCAGAGGAAAAAGUCCACUUGAGGAGGCCAAUGCGAAGUCCAUGAAGGUUAGAUAGAAUUGAUGCUUUGCAGGGAAUAAGCAGAAACAGCCGAUGUAGAAGACGUAAAUACUCUCAAUACCGUACUGUACAUACAAAAAUGUUGCUGGGGCGGUUGCGCCUAAGAGACCCGCAAAGGGAAAAGGAAUUCGGGAAUAGCCCUUUAAAUGUCUUUGUGGCGUUUGUAUCAAGGAUCAAAGGUGCAAUACACCCAGAUGUGAUAUAAAGAUAGGGAUCACCGCACAAGCAGAGCAGCAGCUAGUGAAUUAUCCUGAUUAAAGGGGUUAUUUUCUAUCAUUUUAGCUAAGCGUAUAAAUCCUGGAUUAGCUCUCGUAGCCUCCUCAUAACCCACUUCAGACUCAGUCUUCCGAGGUUUCUGCGGUGGUCUCUCCUUCGCCCACUUUCUUCUCCGUGCUACCUUCAUCCUUGCUUUGUAGUGGGUAAAUCUGCUCCCUCUCCCGCAUCAUUCUCCUUCCCUUCGACGUGUUCGGUUGCAGGAACGGCAUCUGGCUUCUCAGCUUUUCCUUCAUCCUCAAGUAUGGCCCCUUCCUGCAAUGUACUAAGCUCUUCGACAAGCUGGUCUUGGUCGCUGGGCGACGUGGCAGAGACCACAGACCCACGAUGAUGCACCGGCAUGGACACUCCUUCGGGGCUGUUUACCUUCAAGUCAGCAGUGGAUUCGGCAGCUACCCCAGAGAGUGACGGUCUGUCAGCCGAGAUGCUUUGACGAAUUUCUUUUAUACGCUCUAGUGCACUUUUCGGUGCCUCCAGGGAUUCCGGGCUCCGCUUCGCUUCAGGUUCGGGAGUUUUAGGACUCUCCUGCUCUAAUGCAGCCGAGGGCCCUUGGGCAGUCGUAGCCUCAGACUGUUGUGAUUCCGGCUGUUUUGAUUCAGGCUGUGUUGAGAUCGAUUUGGCGGCUAGGUUUGUUCUUGUGUUGUCCUUAGCUUUUGAAGCUGCCUCUUCCCCGGCUUGUCGUAAAGCGAGCGUGAUGCGAUCUUCCGUAUGUGAUUCCCUUGACGGGGGGGGCUCUUGUAUUUGGAUUCGUGAGGGAGUGGAUUCUCUGGGAACUGAAGUUGCAGCGGCUGUGACUGAGGGGGCAGUAAUAUCCGGUUUUGACGAAGCAGUAGUCGUGGCCGACGGUAUGGGGCUACUUUUAGACUGCGAAAUCUGCAGUUGCUCUUUGAGUUCCCCAUAUUCAUUCCAUUCCUCAAUCUCUUUUAAAUCCUAAGCAUGGUUCUGUCAGCCACGACAUAUGCACCCGUGUAUAAAUAUACACCCAAUAUAUGUAAUAUACAAGUAAAAAUGCCACUCACCGCAACGACCAUCUCGUCCCUCACCAGCACGGGCAGGCUUUUCCCCUUUGACCGCCUACGCCACAUUGUGCGGGCUUCCUCAUCUGUGGCAACAUCAACAGCCCGAAACUGAAUUUUGUUGGCUUUUAGGAUUGUUUCCACUCGCGAGGUGGCUGU
Molecule: messenger RNA, 2563 nt
Organism: Blastomyces gilchristii SLH14081
Lineage: Eukaryota; Fungi; Ascomycota; Eurotiomycetes; Onygenales; Ajellomycetaceae
Product: ribulose-phosphate 3-epimerase
Exons: 3
Coding region: 314-1078 (254 amino acids)
Biological process (GO): carbohydrate metabolic process; pentose-phosphate shunt; pentose-phosphate shunt, non-oxidative branch
Cellular component (GO): cytosol
Molecular function (GO): metal ion binding; D-ribulose-phosphate 3-epimerase activity
Source: RefSeq, a predicted model, not a curated record